This is a messenger RNA of Lindgomyces ingoldianus, 1257 nucleotides long. RefSeq lists its product as uncharacterized. Bases 1 to 1257 code for a protein of 418 amino acids. The record is from RefSeq and is a predicted model, not a curated record. Lineage: Eukaryota; Fungi; Ascomycota; Dothideomycetes; Pleosporales; Lindgomycetaceae. Gene Ontology annotation, molecular function: oxidoreductase activity. The transcript is spliced from 3 exons.
AUGGCUACCUCUUCAAAAGUCCACCUCUCGCCGUCGCAGCAGCCCGUAUUCUAUGUGCCUGGGAUAAGCUCUGAGACUGCGGACGUGACGAGCGAGCUACUGCAGGAGAACCACGAGAAGCAUCACAUUUUCUUCAACUACGCUGGGUUCCAUAACCAUAUCGUCCACCACCUCCUCACCCUCUUCGCCCUCAAUGCCACGCCCGCCGAGCUCAGGCAAGGCUGGGAUGACAAUGUGUCCUAUCAACGACCGCCAGUGCCGCUCAAGCAGUCCAUCGUCACGGACAUGCACAACCCAAAGAAGUACAAGACGUACUUAGGCAGUGAGAAAUACUACCAUGACUUCCUAGUCUUCUUUAAAGAAGAGAUUGACCAGAAGGGCUGGCAAGAGGUGCUAAACGAGUAUGUAUUCAAAGGGGAUGAGCGGGCUGACGAUAUGCUCGUGCGCAUGUUUGGUGGCAUCCUUCACCCGAUCAUCCACCUUGGUUUCGGCGUCGAGUUCCAGCAGCCUGCAAUUAUUGCAGAGGCUUUAGCACAAGCUGCCGUUCACGAUAACUGGGAGGCGUCACACUUAAUUGAGAGUGAGAAAGCGGCCAAGGCCUACAGUCCAGAUGGCCGAUCCGACACAACCAUCAUCCAGCUCUUGGGAGAAAUUUACGCAGAUACAAAGCGGGCUUCCGGCGGCAGAACCAAGUACGCAAGUCAAGUACAUGUCACUGAGGAGAAUCUUGAAGAGAAAACGGCAGAGAUGAUUAAUGCAGCUGUAUACUUCACUGGUGCCGCACAACAUCCGCCCAAUCAGGUCAAAUUCGACUUCUGGAACAUACACGCCCUAAAUCUCAGCAUUUUCUUCUGCUCAUUCUUACAGCAGCCAUGGCUCUCAACUCGCAACAAAAUCCGCCUCCUUGAAUGGAAGAUCCGCAUCGACUUGGCCAUGUAUGCUUCUCCACGCCCCCCUAAGCUCCUUCUCAACGAGAUCACCAAUUACAAGUCAAAGAAAGAUUCGUCGUGGGAGGAUAUCUUUCAGCGCGUAAAGACCUACCACGACGACGGACAUGCCUGCAAGCUUGUGCGCGCCCUUGCAAAUGGCGAACAAGUUUGCAAAAAAUACGAGGGCAAGGACGGAUUCGUCAUCAAGGGCGAUAUGUGGAGGAAGCUGGGCAAUAUGGCUAUUGACAGUGUGGAAGCAGGCUCACCGGACUAUGUUCGAAGCGGGGCCUGGUCGAGUGUACCGUUGCGUGAUCGAUCAAGUCUCUGA